CCCACCAAAACGCCAUUGAAAUGUUUCUAACGCCAGUCAACUAAUUGGGCCUGUUUUUACCUUAACAACAAUAAAGCCACUUUUGAUCGUUGAAAACUUCAAGCCGAAAAUGCUAUUUGCCCACCUUUAAAUGGCUGGAAACUAUGGAAAAUAUGUGGAUCGCUCCCCUGUUAUUUGUGCGGCUGGAAAAGUAUCCGGAGACCCCAAAGAUAACGUUGAAUCCGCCUUGAAACAAUAUGGAUUAGUUGAUGAAAUCAACGCGUUGAAACAUGACGCCAACAUCUGGAAAUCCGACCAGUUUAUACCACCGAGAAAACUGCCUCCAAUUCAAGGCGCCCAGUUUUUAGGAACAAACACCCAGGUCAGCAAACUGUUGAAUCCUCCAGUUUUAACAAGAUAUCAGCAUAUGAUUGGCGAUCUAAAAGACACAGUGUAUUCGUCCUACUGGAACGCGGAAAUAGGCAAAGUUCGAGACCCAGUACCAGGACUGCCAGCAGGAAUGAACCCUCUUGAAGUCACCUUUGGAAACCCAUCCAAAAAAGGUUUAAGCAACGCCACAUUGAUGAACUUAUCAGCCUUCCAUAGUUCGUUUUCAGACAUUUCCCUCAAAGAAGUGGUGAAUCCGUCGAAAAGCCACUACGAAGUGCUCAGAGACUGCCAAGUAGGGCAUGAAUUAUACAAGAAAACGCAUAACGAUUACAACCCUUCCGAAAAAGUCCAGCGGGGAUACAAUAAACCUCCGUUUAAUCCAAAUAAAUGUUACGGACAAAAGACGAAGUAUGACCCAAGAGGCAUUUGGGUGAAAUGCGCUUGCGAUUGGUACCAAAAGGAACCUCUGGUACAUGCCAAUAAACUGCAAGCGGAUUUUUUUAAAAGAACUCGCCCGCGUCUUGGGCAGGUUUUAGCGCCAAACAAUAACAUCAGUUUGGUACCAAAGAACCAUACAUUUGGCGAUGCUUCGAAUCAAGACUUCUACGGCGUAGAAGACCUGCUAAAGGACCCAAACGUGCAGCCUUGCGUGUUUAAGCGCGAUGUUCGUCAAUGGAUUGCCAGUUUAAACAAAACAAGGAUGGCCAUCAAACAAAAACGGAUUCACGGUUUUGACAUCGAGGAUUUUUAUAAGAAAGCGCUAUACUUGGACAAGGCCAAAUCGGGGUUCCUUCCCUUUGAAGAUCUGCGCAAACUGUUCUCUUGCAGCUAUAUAAUGCUGCCGACAGAGCUGGAAUGUCUUUGCUACUACUUGAAUUAUAUUGUCGAUGGCAAGACGGAUUACAGGAAAUUUAUUGACUUGAUUGAUAAUAAUAAGGAGCUGAUCGAUAUGCGGCCAAUAGAAGAUGUUCCAAAGGAGAGCAAGUACUACAUUUCUACUUCUCGGGCAGCUGGAUGUGAUUAUUUGGAUGUGAAUAACACUGACUCAAACAGAAAUAUGCCAACAGCAGGAAUUCCGUCCAUAAGACACGAUUUGCCACGACCCGUAGCCCCAAGUGGUGGUAUAAGGGCAGCAAUUGAAAAUUUUGGGGACGAAACUUCGGCGAAGAGUGUAGUUAAUCCUAGCAUUUACACUAAUUUCGGGUUAACAUAUCGGGACUUUUUCCUGCCAAGAUCAUCGCAAGUGAUUAGAAACCUAUUUGAAAAGCUGGGAUACAAUUUCAUUGAAGGUAAUUUUGAAAAACUGUGGGAAAUGGGAGUGAAAGAAGAUCAGACUGGUCAAGUGUGCAUCGAUACAUUCAAGCGGUUGCUGCAGAGCAAAUGCCAGCCUUUAAGAUUGAGGGUUGAUGAAAAGCAGAUCUAAUGUGAAAAACGAAUAGCCCAAAUAUAUUUCAAUAAUUCCCAAUA
Dendroctonus ponderosae (mountain pine beetle) is the source of this 1836-nucleotide messenger RNA. Its product is annotated as EF-hand domain-containing family member B. The record is from RefSeq and is a predicted model, not a curated record. Bases 131 to 1792 code for a protein of 553 amino acids. The transcript is spliced from 9 exons. NCBI's taxonomy places the organism in Eukaryota, Metazoa, Arthropoda, Insecta, Coleoptera, Curculionidae.